UUGCGUGUUUUGUUAUCACUAUUCUGGUUACAACCACGUCCAAAUAUGUCAGUCUUGGUCGAAAAGCUCCCAAAAUUGUAAGUGGCAUCGAGGUUGAUCAACAGAAGCCAAUCCUUCCAUCGUUGAACCGAAUGGAAUUCCUGGCCGGCAGGAAUCUUGCUUAUAAUAUGAGAUCAUUCUUGUACUCUGGAGGCGAUUGGAAGAACUUAUCGUCUAAGCAAAAUCUUUGCCUGGCCUUACACUCUUCACUUGAGAGUCUCCAUCACCUUCCCAAUGUAGCCAAAAGCUUUUCUGGUCCAAUCAGCUUGUCUCUUUUCACCCCCGGAACCGAUUAUUCUAAAAUAGAUCUGUUUUUUAGGAACAUGGCACGUUGCUUCCCAGAAAUAAUGAGGCGAAUGUCACUUCAUGCUAUGUUCCCUACAAAGAUCCCUCUUGAAACUGAAAGUAAAACCCAAUUUGAAUCAAUGGACUGCUCCAAUCCUAGGCAAUUUAUCACGACCUUGCUCCAAAAACAAUCUCCACACCUCCAGAAAUUGACUUAUCCCCAGUGUCAUCUACGGAAUCUAGCUCAACUCGGAUGUCAGACUCCAUUUACCUUUGUUAUUGACAUUGAUAUGAGGAUCCCUGAACAACUAGACUUGGGAGUGGAAGGGUUCUUGAAGAGCCAAAGCAACUAUUGUCCCAAUUGCGUCUUCAUACUUCCCGUGUAUGAGAUCAACACUACGCAGAACAAAGAUCGAGUCCCUCAAAACAAAAAGCAACUUUUGAAACAAAUAAAAAUGAAGCAAGCUCGAAUUUAUCACAUGCAGACUUACAGCUGGGGACAAAAGAUGUCCAACUUGGAUCUUUGGGAGAGGCUGAAUGAAUCCACGAGUCUUGAAGUGGCAUAUGGAUUGGAACGGUAUCAAUUUACUUAUGAGCCAAUGUUUAUUGGACCAACGUCUAUCCCAUUAUUUGAUGAAAGGUUUGAUGGGUUCGGACUUUGUCGAAAUACGCAGUUUUACGAGUUGUUCGUAGCCGGUUUUCAAUUCAAAUUUUUGAAUAACGGCUUCUUAACUCACAUCGGUUUCAAAGUUCCUGGGCAACGAGAGCAAUGGAAAUUCAAGGAACUGGUAAAGAAUCAAAGGCUCAUUCCUCAAUUUGCACUGGAGAUUCGAGCACGGUACGGACAGGAUCCAUGCGAAAUGAGCUUGAAGCUUAGAACAUUUCCGGCAUCCAAGUGGAAGGACAUACAAUGUGCAAAUACGACACCCAGUAACAAGCAAUACAAACUGAGACAAAACAAUAACUAAUGGCCUUUGGAGUAAGUUGUCCAAAUUUGGUGUAACGCAAUGAUCUGGCUUUUUGGACUGUCCAAUGAUGAAAAUAGAAGCCAUUCACUUUAAUCAAAAAAACAGUGCUUUAUUCUUCAAUAAAUAUUUUAGUCGCCCGAUCACUAAUUCAUGACCACGAAUAAAAAACCCGCAGUAACAUCUAAUCCUAAACGAACAAUCUUGAAUUUCCAUCAAUAAUGUUUUGAUUGAGGACGCAUCUUUGAACAUCACACGGCCCAAAGAAAUCAGGAAUCGGCACGAAAGAUUCCAAAAUAAACUGCUUUUGCCUUGCAAUGAACGCA
Tigriopus californicus is the source of this 1615-nucleotide messenger RNA. Its product is annotated as beta-1,4-glucuronyltransferase 1-like. Gene Ontology annotation, molecular function: glucuronosyltransferase activity. Bases 132 to 1292 code for a protein of 386 amino acids. NCBI's taxonomy places the organism in Eukaryota, Metazoa, Arthropoda, Copepoda, Harpacticoida, Harpacticidae. The record is from RefSeq and is a predicted model, not a curated record. The transcript is spliced from 2 exons.